Molecule: messenger RNA, 4472 nt
Organism: Haplochromis burtoni (Burton's mouthbrooder)
Lineage: Eukaryota; Metazoa; Chordata; Actinopteri; Cichliformes; Cichlidae
Gene: slc2a11b
Product: solute carrier family 2 member 11b
Exons: 12
Coding region: 1534-3036 (500 amino acids)
Biological process (GO): monosaccharide transmembrane transport
Cellular component (GO): membrane
Molecular function (GO): hexose transmembrane transporter activity
Source: RefSeq, a predicted model, not a curated record
AGUGUAACAGUUACUAUCGUAAUGCAGUGUAUCACCACAUGGCGGCGCCUCCUGUCUCACGACUGGUGUCACCCCCUUUUUGUUCUUCUUCGCACUCCUCCUGUAAUGGAUGCUCCCGUGUGUACGCGGACUAGUGUGCUCUUUAGUAAUGUGUGGUAGAGGUAGCACUUUUAUUUUUGAUAUUGUAAAUAAAUGAGUACUUUUUGGAAAGUCAGAAGCUGUUGCUCAUUCGCUAUCCACCUGCACACCUCCGCGGCUGGCUUCAUCUCCACCGCACGUUACAGUAGGAUACUUCAACAAGCUGACUGAAGGACCCAGGGAUCAAACAUUGACCUUUUAGUUUGUAACUCUACCUGCUGCACCUCCUUGUUAAGCAUCAUACAAGUUUUACAAUUUUUUAUACAUUUUUCAUAAACAGUAAAAAUGACACGUUUUUUGUGUCCUGAAUAGAUCAGCCUGAGGGACACUGUGCUCUGCUGCGUCUGUAGUAUAGAGUGGAGCUGGUGCAAUAGAAUGUCCAUUGAAUAGAUAGAAUAGAAUCGCCCUUUAUUGUCAUUGUACAUGUACAACGAAAUGGUAAAAACUUUGUGGAAACAGCGCUGUCACAGCAUCAGCUGAAUGAAUGAUCUUUUGCGUCAUUGUUUCAUAAAUGUGGUCAGUACCAUAUUUAUCAAAGAUCAAACAUUUUUUUAUUUGUUUUGUACUACAAGUAACUUCAGUGGGUUUUAUUUGAAUAAGCUUUAAGCUGUGUCACACGAGAGUAUUCAUUUUUUUUCUGUCUCUGUUUUAACGUUGAUCAACAAAUCAUCACUACAGACUGAAACUAAAGCUGAGCUGUACAUUUUGAAAAAAAUAUCCACUGUUAACUCUAUUUGAGAUUUCCAUUUUUAGAGUCUCAAAAGUUCUCACGGGAUUAAAACGUUUUUUGUUUUUUGUUUUUGUGGUAAGCUACAGAACUCUUUGAAUGAUUUACAAAUUUAAGAGCGCAGCGACCUUGGAAAUAAAAUCAGUGUCAACGUUUUAGAAAUUAUUUGUUUUAUCACUUUUAUCCAAAGUAAUUCAAACCCAAAUAUGUAUUUACCAAGGAGGCAGUCAUCCAUGGAAAAUAGAAUCCAAUUUUAUGGAACUACAAAUUAGCAGAUGACAUCUUCUGCUACCUGAACAAUAAAUUUGUGUUAUCAUCUUUGAAUAUAGUGAGAACCUAUUGUACUAUUUUUUUUCUCGUGACCACAAUACAUGAACCAAACUAAAAAAAAAAGUCACAUGACAGUUGAAACAAGCUGUAAGUGUGAAGUGUGUAACACAAAGUGAAUAUUAUUUUAAUAUUUGGGUUAACAAGCCUUCUUUUACCCGAGAGCAAGCUUCACCAUGCAGCAGGAAUGUGCCUCAACCUCUUAAUCAGCCUCUACGCUGAGCCGAGGUCAUGUGCUGCACCUUACAGUAGGCAGCUACUUUGUCAGAACUUGGAUUCAAGUGCAAAAUUUAGUCUUUGUAAAUGGUUUCUGCGAGCAUAACUUUACGGCAGCUUUCAAAAUGAACGCGGAUGAGGGACGUGCGGAAUCAAGGAAAGAGCUUCCAAACAAAUCACUUCUGCUGGCUGUGUGUGCUGCUGGCAUCGGGGGGACCUUUCAGUAUGGAUAUAAUAUAUCUGUCAUCAAUGCGCCCACAGCGUACGUGCAAGAUUUCAUCAACCAAACCUGGAGUGAGCGUUACCAAACUCAAAUAUCAGAUGAUGGUCUCACCCUCCUCUGGUCCACUAUCGUGUCCAUAUUCACUUUAGGAGGACUUAUAGGGGCAAUGAUUGGUGGAACAUUGUCUGUGAGGGUCGGAAGAAAAGGGACACUGCUGACCAAUAACAUAUUUGCACUCCUGGCUGCUUUGCUGAUGGGUCUGAGUUAUCCUACAGGGUUAUUUGAAUUACUCAUCAUCGGACGUUUCAUCUCUGGAUUAAAUGCAGGCAUUGCCAUUUGUGUUCAACCUCUAUAUUUGGGAGAAAUAGCUCCGACUUCACUGCGUGGUGCUAUGGGAAUGGGAACCUCAAUUUUCAUUACUGGGGGGAUCUUUACCGGACAAGUGAUUGGCCUCAGAGAGCUCCUGGGGAAAGAGGAGUACUGGCCCAUCCUGCUCUCCACCACCUGUAUCCCAGCUUUUCUGCAGCUCCUGAUCCUGCCCUGGUUCCCUGAGAGCCCACGCUAUCUGCUCAUCGACAAAGGGGAUGAAGAGGGUUGUAAGAAAGCCCUGAAGCAGCUGCACGGUAUAGCUGAUUGUGACAGUGAACAAGAGGAUAUUGAGAAGGAGAGGAAUAGCUUAUCAGGUUUACAGGCCAAGAAACCCUGGGAGCUCUUUGCUGAUCGCUCUUUACGCUGGCAAGUUCUCACCAUCAUGGUGCUCAACGCUGCACAACAGCUGAACGGCAUCAAUGCUAUUUACUUCUACGCAGGUUACGUGUUCAAACAGUCUGGUAUUCCCAGUGAUAAGAUACCAUACGCCACUGUCGGCACUGGUGCCUGUGAAUGCAUCACCGCUUUAACAUGUGGUAUGCUCAUUGACCGUCUGGGAAGGAAAGUACUCAUCAUGGGAGGAUACACACUGAUGGCUAUCUGCUGCGUUUUAUUCACGCUGACCCUAACUUUUCAGGAGGCGAGCCCAGUUGUUCCAUACCUCAGCAUGGUCUGUGUUUUUGCUUUCAUCUUAAGUUUUGGCUUAGGACCAGGUGGCGUGACUAACAUCUUAACAACUGAGCUGUUCACGCAAAACUCGCGCCCUGCAGCGUACAUGCUUGCAGGGUCAGUGAACUGGUCCAGUUUCUUCUUCAUUGGCCUGGUCUUCCCCUUCAUUGUGCUCGGACUGAAGCAGUACUGUUUCCUGGUGUUCUUGGUUAUCUGCUGCUUGGUGAUAAUAUAUAUCUUCCUUGUUGUCCCUGAAACCAAGAACAAAACCUUUCUGGAAAUCCAGAACGAGUUCCAGUCUUCCAAAAAGAGGCAGAUCGGCUGUUUGGAUGGAGCAGGGACAAUACUGUUGUCAACUUCAAUAUGAAAUGUGCUUCGUUAAACAGGGUUAUUUAAUCAGUGAUUCUUUAUGUCACCCAAUAUUUAUCACACAAAUCUGAAAUAUUUAUAGCGAACACGUGAGAUAACUUCCUGAGACCCAGGUUCAUGUUUGGGAUGCAAUUUGUAAUUUUGCCCUGUUAUUUUUGAUUAGUUGGACAUAAACUAAGUUUUCUCUUUGAGCAGGGAGUUGUUACUUUAUUACAAAGCUGUUACAUACUUUUUUUUUAUCAAGUCCUAAUAUUGGGAUAAUCAGGUCAUUUUACAGCACAAUACAAUAAAGUCAACACGGCUUAACAACGUAUAAAACACAGCUGAGCAGAAUGAAGAAUAAGGUGCAGAACAGCAAAAUGAAAUACGCAAAUAUGAUGAUGCAGGGUCUCAGGUUAACAUUCUCAUCAGCCACUUUGUUAGGUACACCCACUACCUCUAAUCAGCCAAUCAUGUAACAGCAACUCAUUUAAACGUGCAGACAUGAUCAAGAUGACCUGCUGACGUUCAAUCUGAGCAUCAGAAUGAACAUUUAAGUGACUUUGAAAGUGGCAAAAAAUUGGUGCUAGACAAGCUGGUCAGAAUAUUUUACAAACUGCUGAUCUACUGGGAUUGUCUCAAACAACCAUCUCUUCACAGAGAAUGGUCUGAAAAAACUUCUGAUGCCAGAGGUCAAAAGAGAAUGGGCAGACUGCUUUGAGCCGAUAGGAAGGAAACAGUAACUUAAAUAACCAGUCGUUACAACAAGGCACAGAAAAGGAUGACAUGUUGAACCAUUACACCCAGAAAACCACACCAGGUACCACUACUGUCAGCUGACAACGGGAACCUGAUGCCACAAAUUCAUAUGGCUCACCAAAAUUGGACAACAGAAGAAUGGAAAAAUGUUCUCUGGUCUGAAGAGUCUGAGAUUCUGUGGCAAUAUUCAGACGGUAGGAUUAGAAUUUUAGGGGUUAUAUUAAGGCUGGUGGCGAUGUGGGGAUAUUUUCUUGGCACACAUUGUUUAAACCCCACAGCCUACCUGACAGCUGUUGCUGACCAUUUCCUUCCUUUCGUGACCACAGUGUAUCCAUCUGCUAAAGGUGGUUCUGCCCAGUGGGAUCAAAGUGUACCUAAAAGUUUCUGGUGGGAGUAUGUUGCUUAAUAAUGAAUAGUGCUGUAAACUAUAGUUCCUUUUUAGAUCUUCUAGGUAGUUGUGAUUGUGUCUCUUUAGCCCAACUAAUACUGAAGAAGUAAUCUUUAUAUAUAAUAUGUUGGUAUAAUAAAGGCUGGUUUGUGUAACUUUUAAAGCCAGGUCUCCCUUGUAAAAGAGACCUUUAAUUUCAAUGGGAAUAACCUGGUUAAAUAAAGAUUAAAAUAAAAAAUAAAAGGUGCUCCUCUGAGAAUUUUCAAUAAAGACCAGUUUAAAUAAAAACGUUUCAUCAUUUGUGAACU